Molecule: messenger RNA, 1398 nt
Organism: Chlorocebus sabaeus (green monkey)
Lineage: Eukaryota; Metazoa; Chordata; Mammalia; Primates; Cercopithecidae
Gene: ARPC5L
Product: actin related protein 2/3 complex subunit 5 like
Biological process (GO): Arp2/3 complex-mediated actin nucleation; regulation of actin filament polymerization
Cellular component (GO): Arp2/3 protein complex; actin cytoskeleton
Source: RefSeq, a predicted model, not a curated record
GGCGGCGGCGGCUGCGCGCGGAGGCGGUGGAGGAGGUGCUGGGAGCAGCCCGGUGGCCGCUUCCCGCCCCCGAGCCGGAGCCGGUGCGAGUGGAGCAGAGCUGAGGUCGGGCCGCAAGUGGAGCCGGCUGAGCGGGCGCCGAGCUCCCGCCAUGGCCCGGAACACGCUGUCCUCGCGCUUCCGCCGGGUGGACAUCGACGAAUUUGAUGAGAACAAAUUUGUGGACGAGCAGGAGGAGGCGGCGGCGGCGGCGGCGGAGCCAGGCCCGGACCCGAGCGAGGUGGACGGGCUCCUGCGGCAAGGGGACAUGCUUCGGGCAUUCCAUGCAGCCUUGCGGAACUCUCCCGUCAACACCAAGAAUCAAGCUGUGAAGGAGCGAGCCCAGGGCGUGGUGCUGAAAGUGCUCACAAACUUCAAGAGCAGCGAGAUUGAGCAGGCUGUGCAGUCACUGGACAGAAACGGUGUUGACUUGUUAAUGAAGUACAUUUAUAAAGGCUUUGAGAAGCCCACAGAAAAUAGCAGUGCAGUGUUACUCCAGUGGCACGAAAAGGCCUUAGCAGUAGGAGGACUAGGCUCCAUUAUAAGAGUUCUUACAGCAAGAAAGACUGUUUAAAAAAAAAUAAAAAGACUCAUGUUACCUUGAGAAGAAUUCUGGAUGCCCAGGCUGGUGAAGAAGGGAUUGACAAUGGACCAUCUUCCUAGGAACUCCCAAGUAAACUAUUUCAGGACAUGUAUCUGCUGAAAUGUAUUUUAUUUUCAAGGUGGAGGGAAAAAUCGUCUAUUUCCUAAAUCCUGUUUAGGAUCUGAUAGUCUAUGCCUUUGUCUCCGAGUACUGCAGAACUGACAUUUUGACGAUCUACCAGAGUGGCAGCUGGCGUUGGUCAGGUGCACCUGUGUGCACUGGGGGAGGGAUGGUUUGGGCAGGUGCAGAUCCAAGGGCUGUGGUAAACGGGAGAGCUUGUGUUUUUGAAGUGGAAAAAAACCCAAGAGUUUGUACAGACAUCCCGUCUUCCCAGAGAAGGUGGACACUCUUGGGCUCAUUGUAAAGUGCCUGCUGCAUCAAUAAAGCUCUUGGCUUAUUAGUAUAUACAUUGCGGUGUGUUUCAUAUAUGUAAAAAUAUGGUAAUGAAUGGGAUGGUAAUGAAUGAGAGUUCAGUUGUUCCGGAAACCCGACGUGGGAGGAGUAGACCUGUGCCCCUGCUGAGUCACCCCUAGGAGCGAGCAUGGCAAUCCACAGGCCCUCUGCCACAGGACGCCAGCCUUGGCCUCAGAGCCGCUGGCUGCUGCAGAGAGGUGUUUGCUGAAUGAACUAUUUAUUGUUUCUUACUCCUUUGAUUUGUAUGUAAUUAAUUUUGGAGCUUAUUUAAUUUAAUAAAGUGCCAAACAUUUAAUAAUUGA